UGUGUGGGUGUGAACGUGUGUGUGUGUGUGUGUGUUGGAGGUGCCUCUAACAAGCUGUGACCCGCUUACAUUCUAUUCAUUUCUAAAAAGGGCCUCAAAUUUCUGAAGUGUUGCUACUUGAAGGAGAAGCCCUGAAGAUGAGAGAGGCCACGUUCCAGUUCUAGUGAGACUGUAAGACAAGAGGGGGAACUACACGACUAGCGUAGUGUGAAGUCAUGGGAUACAUGGAGGGCAUGUUCUAUCUAUCUAUCUAUCUAUCUAUCUAUCUAUCUAUCUAUCUAUCUAUCUAUCUAUCUAUCUAUCUAUCUAUCUAUCUAUCUAUCUAUCUAUCUAUCUAUCUAUCUAUCUAUCUAUCUAUCUAUCUAUCUCUAUCGACAUAAAUAGUUCUAUCAAAUACACAACUAAAACAAGUUUAAAUUUAAUUUUGCUUUGGGGAACAUCGCACCAUUGUUUUGAUGUGUUCAAUCUUUCAAUGGGCCUCAUUCAGCGAAACGUACGGUCACGUGACAACCAUCAACGAUUGUGUAUAGAAUAGUAUAGAUUAGUACUGGAAAGAUGGGGAAGCAUUGCGUUGCAUUUGACUGUAAUAAUUAUGAACAUAAAAAAGAAUGUAGAGAAAAAAAAAUAAGUUUUCAUCGUUUUCCUGUGAACAAUCCAAAGCUAUGUAAAGAAUGGGUUGUCAAACUGAAACGAAAAAACUUCACUGCAAGUGCACACUCUGUAAUAUGUUUAGAGCAUUUUGAGGAGGACUGUUUUAUUUACCAGCCUUUUUCAAAUCGCAGACUUCUAAAGCCUGGUGCUGUGCCGACCAAGUUUUCUUUUUCCAAAAGUACACCAAGCCGAAAAAAGACUAAAUAUGAAUUUAGACAACCUCUUUUACCCCAGGACACUACCAUUGAGGAGAAGACUAGAGAUGUCACUGUGCAAACUGAUAAAGACUUUAUUACAGAUCUUCUAAAGAGGGUAAAUACUUUGGAAGCAGGCAAUGCCUUCUGGAAGAAGUUGCUCAGUUGAAAUAUUGGCUGUGGGAAUCCCAUGAUGCUCUAUUACAUAUCAUUGAUGAGAUUCACUAUGUUAUUUGCUUUCUGGUUAACUUCCUAGACCCUUUCAUAAAUAUAGCUUAAUCAAAUCUUCUUCUAGCCAGUUUUAUUGCUGCAGUGUCCAAGAAUUGAAAAUAUUGUUACUUUGCCUUAUAAAUAUAAUGUUUACACAUGACUUGAUUUUGCAUUUUUUAUGACUUAUGAAUUUUAGCAACAUUUAAAUUUAAAAUUGGUGUGUAUAUAAUUUAUUAAUAUUUAUUAAUAUAAACUUUUUUAUUAUGUACUUCUACAGAUCAGUGCCCAAAAAUAUUAAAUAUUACUUCCUUAUUUAUAUAGUUUUCCCCUUACAAUGUUGUUACUUUGGUUUAUUAUGACUUAUCAAUUUUUCUCUGGCAACUUGAAAUAAUUGGUGUGCAUAUUUUAUUAAUAUAAGCUUGUUUAUUUCAUGUUUAAAAUUUGUAUAUAUGUAUAUAUUUUUAGUAAUAAUAUCAGCUUCCUUGUGUACAAUAUACUUUUCACAUCAUUCAAUAAAAUAAUACACUUAUAAAGAAACAAAGACUUU
Biomphalaria glabrata is the source of this 1602-nucleotide messenger RNA. Its product is annotated as THAP domain-containing protein 1-like. The record is from RefSeq and is a predicted model, not a curated record. Bases 556 to 1014 code for a protein of 152 amino acids. The transcript has 3 exons. NCBI's taxonomy places the organism in Eukaryota, Metazoa, Mollusca, Gastropoda, Planorbidae.